AUGUUGUUCGAAGCUCUUGUGACCCUCCUGGCAACCACAAGAUCUACUAGCCUCGUUGCACAAUGGACCGGUGUGCGAAAAUUUCUUCCCCUACUUUCUGUGAAACGAUUCAAUGCCGUCGCUGGCUUCGGUGAGGAGCUUCUCUCUCGACAGAUGGAUGGUUGCAAGUCGUUCGAGGAUACAUACUGGGCGAAUUAUUGGACCAAAUUUGCGACAGAGCAGUUGGAGUGCUUCAAGGAAGAGCUAAAUAAAGCCGGUCUGCAAUUCAAUCAGGCCUGGCUAGACGAGAAUGCACCCCUGGCGCCAUCCCCAGAAGUCUUAUUAUUCCUCGGCAAAGGGGCCUCCCUUAUCACGCAGACGCCACCGGGUAUGACAGUCAAUGUGGGGAGGAUGAGUGCAGUGGUCGCAGCUGAAGACCAGGGCAGCUUUGCCGCUGUGGAAGCGUUACUCAAAAGUGUUGGUUACUUCUUCAUUGCAGCAUGGCCUGGUCAAACGCCGAUGCGCGACCGAGCAUACCGCACAUGCGAGAGACUCUUCGACAUCCUCCUCGACGCCACUGCACCGACAAUCGAUGUGAUAGUGGAGCGACAUACAGUCCAGACAAACGGCGAAGAUGUCAAGUUGUAUGCACUUUUACCAGCACCAAAAUCAGGCGUCACUGCUGUGAAGCUCCCGGGAAUUCUAAUCUCGAAUGGCCUUGAGGGCACCAACGUUGAGACUUUGAGCAGUGCGCUAAGGUCCCAAUCUUCUAUAUCGAGCUGUUUUUUCUUCAUGGAGAUGCCCGGCACGUAUGCCUACAAGAAGCCUAUGCGUAAGGCUACGUCUGAGAGCAUUUACUCAGAUGUUUUUACCUACUUGCAAUCGCACCCUUCUGUAGAUGCGUCACGGCUCGGGAUGAUCGGCAUUAGCUUCGGUGGCAACUGUGCCACACGAAUGGCCAUCGCAGAUAAGCGCAUCAAAGCUGUUGUUGCGAGCGGAGCUCCGUUGGGUCGGUCACUGAAACCGACAGCUUCAUUUGGCAUGCCCGAAAUAGUUGUGACAGCAUUCCACCAGGUCCUCGGGGCAAAUAGUGUUCGUGACCUUAAAGCCGCUCUCCAGGACUUAUCGCCAAAGAGACGCGACAUCGAGGGUAUUCAUUGUCCAGUCCUUGCCAUCAACGGUGACAAUGACACGCUUGUCUCAACUCAAGAUACUGUCGACCUUGCUGCUUGGGCGCCGCAUUCGGAGUUGUACAUCUACCCGAAUGAUGAUCACUGUGCGAUGGGGCAUCUUCACAAAUGGCUUGAUCUAUCCCGAACGUGGAUACAGGAUAAACUGGAGGGUUGA
This is a messenger RNA of Penicillium cataractarum, 1326 nucleotides long. RefSeq names its product alpha/beta hydrolase. The transcript has a single exon. Bases 1 to 1326 code for a protein of 441 amino acids. Lineage: Eukaryota; Fungi; Ascomycota; Eurotiomycetes; Eurotiales; Aspergillaceae. The record is from RefSeq and is a predicted model, not a curated record.